Thunnus maccoyii (southern bluefin tuna) is the source of this 580-nucleotide messenger RNA. RefSeq names its product C-C motif chemokine 7-like. Lineage: Eukaryota; Metazoa; Chordata; Actinopteri; Scombriformes; Scombridae. Gene Ontology annotation, molecular function: CCR chemokine receptor binding; chemokine activity. Gene Ontology annotation, cellular component: extracellular region. Gene Ontology annotation, biological process: positive regulation of ERK1 and ERK2 cascade; inflammatory response; immune response. The annotation marks the transcript as partial. The record is from RefSeq and is a predicted model, not a curated record. The transcript is spliced from 3 exons.
AAUGUCAGCAACACUGUCAGAACAACAAGACAAAAAUACAGCAAAAAGAUCAAGACUCCUCACUGCUGUCAGAGAUCAACGUCAUAUCUCCUACACCGCAACACAAACCAAAGAGAAUACAGGUUUGAGAAAACUGCAGCCAGUCCCCCUCAUGAGCAGGGACGACCUCCUUCUGUUAAGGAUCCUGAUGACUGCUGCUUCAAAUUCUACCCGAGAAGCAUGAACAAAAACUUGAUCCAGUCAUAUUAUACGACUGAUUACCACUGCCCGAGGACUGGAGUCAUUUUGCUGACCAGAAAGUCUCGUCACAUCUGUGUGGAUCCCAAUCUCCCCUGGGUUAAGAAAAUCAUGAAAAGUCUGGAUGAAGCAAACUUGUAAACCAGCUCCCUGUCUGGAAAAAGCCUCGCCCCUCUGCAAAGUUACUUUUGUUGCUUUAAUAAAUCACAUAAUGUGAAAUGACAUGUCAUUUACAAUAUAGUAAUGAUUUUGGUAUUAAUGUGCAAACCUCAUUUUGAGCCUGAAUUGGCUAAUUUAUCUUUUUUGUAAUGUGUUUUAAAUGCUUUGUAUUGCUCACAAUAUC